AACACCAAUUAGGUGCCAAUUACGCUGUACCACACCAAAAUAAGUCAUAAACUUAGCCAAGACAAGCUCAGUUCCGUACUACUCCCCAUCUUUUCAGGGGCUCACUCUAUAUCACGAAAAACCAACCGAUUCGGAGCGGUGCUGCGCGAGCCACGAGUCUAUCGCUUUGUAUCAAACGUGCCGAUUGCACGACAUUUAUCGUUCGUUCGUUUUUCGUCAGUAUAGAGUAACCCUCCAGUACCUUCAACUGCGCAUGUGCAGUACAGACAUCAGCAUUCCAGCAUCUGAAUGCUGAAACCAGUCUCCUGAAAGCCUUGCUGGUGCCCGCUCGCGCUCCUGAAACUUUCAGUGUUAUAGUGAACAAUUUACAAAAACAACUAAGCACUUAAUUUUAUUCAGAGCCCUCUGUGGUUAAGCAGAUACUCGUCGCGCGUGAGUUGGCGGGCGAGUCGCCUGCCGCGCCGCGGUGACGGACCGUGCCAACAUAUUCACCGCGGUGAACCAAUUCUUCGCUGAUUCGCCGCUGGUGAAUCAGCUCAAGGGCAUCAUGACUCGACAAACGAGCGGGGCGGGGGGGGAGAGCGACCCCCCCGACGCGGCCCGCCCCGCGCCCCCGCCGCCGCCCGCCGUCGCCCUCAGCCUCAGCCAUUCUGACAGCGUGGUCUCCGAGCGCUCCAUGUCCCCGCCGCGGCCGCAGCGGCAGGUGACCUUCCUCAAGCCGGCGGCCGACACCACGCUGGACCGCAAGGCCUCCAUCGUGGACGAGACCACCGGCAUCACCAAGACGCAGAUGAAAGAGUUCCGCGAAGCCUUUCGCCUCUUCGACAAGGACGGCGACGGCACCAUCACCAAGGAGGAGCUGGGCCGCGUCAUGCGCAGCCUCGGCCAGUUCGCGCGCGUCGAGGAGCUCCACGACAUGCUGCAGGAGGUCGACAGCGACGGCGACGGCAACGUGAGCUUCGAAGAGUUCGUGAGCAUCCUCUCCAAGUCUAUGCACGGGGCCGGCAGCGGGCCCACGUCGGCUGAGCAAGAGGAGCGCGAGCUUCGAGACGCAUUCCGCGUGUUCGACAAACACAACCGCGGGUACAUCUGCGCGUCUGAUCUGAGGGCCGUGCUGCAGUGUCUGGGAGAGGAUUUGUCGGAGGAAGAGAUCGAGGACAUGAUAAAAGAAGUGGACUCGGAUGGUGAUGGACGCAUUGAUUUCUUGGAGUUCGUGCGAGCCCUCGGGGAGCCGGAGGACGCGUGUGAUGAUGAAGACGACGAGGAGGUCACCGACCCGCCCGAGCUCAUGCUGGGCAGACCCGUCGCCGCCAUGUAGACCACCACCACCACCGGCUAAGGGAGUUUUUAACAGCGUGCGGAUUUAAUAACUCACGCGGGUUACCCGACAAGUGUUCUUUUCAUACAAGUAUUUAUAUCAUAAUAAUAAGUGGGGACAUCUCACACACGGCACACGGCCAUCCUAACCCAAACUAGGCAAAGCCUGUGAUAUGGGUAUCGGACAGCUGAUAUAUCUACACAAAUACAUAUUAAAUAUAAAUAUCAACACCCAAGACACGAGUAAAAAUAUCUCUUUUUAAACAAAUAUUUGCCCCAGCCGGGAAUCGAACCCGGGACCUUCGGCAUAGUAGUCAGAGCCACUAUUGAUUAUUGUAAUGCGUGGAACAUGCACGCGGAUCGCGGGAAAAUGGAUGUGCGGAACGUGAUCAAAUCCGCACGCUAUUAAAACACCCUAACGCAAAUUUGACUAUGCUGCUGCCUAAAUGAUAAGAUCCCAAAUUGCUGGUACCGUUCGGCUUCAGAAGUAGCUGUCUGUGGGCAUACCUACUACUGACUGUUGUACAUUCUCAAACUAAUAAACCACCUUUCUUUUAUUUACUCAAACAUUGACGGUGGUUUCUUUGACAAGGUACAAAAGUGUAAAGCUACUUAUAUGAUGCUGACCGUACCUAGUACCCAUGUGUUUGGUAGAAUUUGUGAUGUGAAAAUGUAAACGGUACAGUUUUGUUUGAAUGAUGUCAAAGUGCGCGGAAAGGAUGCGAAUUUCAAGUAAAAAAUUAGUCAGUUAAAAUUUUUACCCGACCAACCAUGGCUAAAGUAAAGGUACCUACUUCCUUACUUAGGUAAGUCCUUUUACAUUACAAAUAUUCAUCAUGUCAUGUGACAACUAGAUGAUCUCAAGGUUCACUAAAAUAAUAAUCAUAUACUUAACAUAAUUUCGAAAAUAACGCCUAUCUAUGUAAUCUGACAUAAGAUUUUGUCUCCAAAGUAAACUUAAGCAUUUUUCUAAUACGCUUCCAUGUUAUACCUAUAUUUAUGUAUUAUCUAUGAACGUAGAUAUUUUAUUGUACAUACUAUAUAACGUUUUAAAACUAUUUUCACCUCGAACAUUAUCAAUUGGGACUAAAAUACUGGUUGUUACAAUACUUAAGGCCAUUCUCUUGAGACCAGUUUUUACAAUUUAUUAAUUAAUCUUUAGAGAACAAAAUUUAAGAAAAUAUGCUACUUAGAAUUCAGAUAACCAAAUUUAUCUCAUCUCUAUCAAACCUAUCAUUAAAUAAAAUAAUUCAUAAUCCUCUAUAUCCUACAUAUCCAAUAUUGAAUUUAUUUACAAUUUAUUACCUACCUAAAGCCUAAAAAAAUAUACGAAAGUGUUAGUCCGCUUUAGAUGUUGUGUGGCUGUGGAACUUUAUUAAUCACUACUAGAUUUAAUAAUUAUAUUAAAAUACUAUAGCAUGAAAUAAAGUAAAUUCCUAAUAAAACAGUGUUGCCAUUGAAAUCCUUAGUAUGAAAAAAAUAUAACUCGCUUGCUAGUCACCUCUUAAUACCUCUUUGGCAAAUAGUCGUGGUUAGGGAAAUAUACAAAGCAUGUUCUUCGAAAUAAAAUCAAGGCUGUUUUCGAUGUAAAAAUGUAUUAACACUUUUGAUUACACAAAUAAACAGUAUUUACAAAUACAACAAUUGACUUGCAGGCUUAUCAAAUCGAUAUCACAUUUCACAGGAUCUCUUGGAAAAAUGAGAAGAUUUCUAAGUGUUCAAAAAAACAGGCGAUAUGGUGGUGAUAGUUGAAGUGUGGGACACUCAUGGCCCCAUGGCACACCCAAUAUGUUCGUGUAUUAAAACGAAGAAAAUACAAGUUGUAUUUGUAUAAUUAGUCAG
Molecule: messenger RNA, 3159 nt
Organism: Plutella xylostella (diamondback moth)
Lineage: Eukaryota; Metazoa; Arthropoda; Insecta; Lepidoptera; Plutellidae
Product: neo-calmodulin
Cellular component (GO): myosin II complex
Molecular function (GO): calcium ion binding
Source: RefSeq, a predicted model, not a curated record